GGGGCGGUGCCCAGCCGCCGGCUCUCGGCCGCCGCUCGGCGUGCGCCCUCCGCGUUCCAGGCGGCGGGAGCCCAGGUGCCGCCAGGCGGGACGCGCCCGAGGAUGUGCCGCUGGCCGCUGCUCCUGCUGUGCGGCCUGCUCCCCGGCGCGGCGGCGGGGGGCUCGGGCCGGCCCUUCCCGCACCGCACCCUCCUCGACUCGGAGGGCAAGUACUGGCUGAGCUGGGGCCCGCGGGGCGGCCGGCUAGCCUUCCGCCUCGAGGUGCGCACCGCCGGCUACGUGGGCUUCGGCUUCUCGCCCACCGGGACCAUGGCCGCGGCCGACAUCGUCGUGGGCGGGGUGGUCCGCGGGCGGCCCUACCUGCAGGAUUAUUUUACAAACGCAAAUAGAGAAUUGAAAAAAGAUGUUCAGCAAGAUUACCACCUAGAAUAUGCCAUGGAAAAUAGUACACACACAAUAAUUGAAUUUACCAGAGAACUGCAUACAUGUGACAUAAAUGACAAGAGUAUAACGGAGAGCACGGUGAGGGUGAUCUGGGCCUACCACCACGAAGAUGUGGGAGAAGCGGGUCCCAAGUACCACGAAUCCAGUCGUGGUACCAAGAGUCUGCGGUUAUUGAAUCCUGAGAAAACCAAUGUGUUGUCUACAGCUGUACCAUACUUUGACCUGGUAAAUCAGAACGUCCCCAUCCCAAACAAAGGUACAACAUAUUGGUGCCAAAUGUUUAAGAUUCCUAUGCUCCAGGAAAAGCAUCAUGUAGUAAAGGUUAAGCCCGUGAUACAGAGAGGCCACGAGAGUCUGGUCCAUCACAUCCUGCUCUAUCAGUGCAGCAGCAACUUCAGCGACAGCGUCCUGGACCACGGCCACGAGUGCUAUCACCCUAACAUGCCCGAUGCCUUCCUCACCUGCGAGACUGUCAUUUUUGCGUGGGCCAUUGGUGGAGAGGGUUUUUCCUAUCCACCUCAUGUUGGAUUAUCCCUCGGCACUCCGUUAGACCCUCAUUAUGUGCUCCUGGAAGUCCAUUAUGACAAUCCAACAUAUAAGGAAGGCUUAAUAGAUAAUUCUGGAUUGAGGUUAUUUCACACGACAGAUAUAAGGAAAUACGACGCUGGGGUGAUUGAGGCUGGCCUCUGGGUAAGCCUCUUCCACACAAUCCCUCCAGGCCUGCCUGAUUUCCGGUCUGAGGGUCACUGCACCCUGGAAUGCCUGGAAGAGGCUUUGGAAGUUGAAAAGCCAAGUGGCAUCCACGUGUUUGCUGUUCUGCUCCACGCUCACCUGGCAGGCAGAGGCAUCAGGCUGCGUCAUUUUCGCAAAGGGGAGGAAAUGGGAUUACUCGCUUAUGAUGAUGAUUUUGACUUCAAUUUCCAGGAGUUUCAGUACCUUAAGGAAGAACGAACAAUCUUACCAGGAGAUAAUCUAAUUACUGAGUGUCGCUACAACACAAAAGAUAGAUCCUGGAUGACUUGGGGAGGAUUAAGCACCAGGAAUGAAAUGUGUCUCUCAUACCUUCUUUAUUACCCACGAAUUAAUCUUACUCGAUGUGCAAGUAUCCCAGACAUUAUGGAACAACUUCAGUUCAUUGGUGUUAAGGAGAUCUACAGGCCAGUCACGACCUGGCCUUUCAUUAUUAAAAGCCCCAAGCAAUAUAAAAACCUUUCUUUCAUGGAUGCAAUGAAUAAGUUUAAAUGGACUAAAAAGGAAGGUCUUGCCUUCAAUAAGCUUGUCCUUAGCCUGCCGGUGAAUGUGAGGUGUUCCAAGACAGACAACGCGGAGUGGUCGAUUCAAGGGAUGACAGCAUUACCUCCAGAUAUAGAAAGACCCUACAAAGCAGAGCCUUUGGUGUGUGGAGCUUCUUCCACUUCUGUGCGUGGAAAUGUGUCUCUCGAGCUGCUCCUGUGCUUCGUGGUCUGGGCGGCACACUAAGUACCACGAGCUUGUGCCCGUAAUCCUGUCGGGCUCCGUGACCAUGGUUUUCCGAGAUCCGAACCUGACAUUUAACGUGCAGGUUAAAGACACUUUGGGCAUGAAGGGUGAGGGUGAAGCUCUUGGAGACUUUCCUUUCACACGUCCCCUUCCUCCCCUCCCCCUCCUCCCAGGCUGCCUGAGAGAUGUCAGUCGGGUUCUCGUCUUUUCCUCAGAAACAUCUGAUAACAUGUAUCGACCCCCAAAUAGAGCAAAGCUGGCCUGACUUAAUAUAACCUCUUAAAAACUAUGGAUAAAGUCAAGUGGAAGUAAAAGAAUUCUUUAUCUCCUUCUGUAUUUCAUUUUAUUGAAAUAUUCUUUGUUAUUUUACUUUUUAAAAUUGUUGAUUUGGUUUCUAUAUUCCUUUUUUUUUUUAAUGUUUUCAUCAUAAAGGUGUAAAAGGAAGUACUCUCCAUUCCAGUUUUCUUCCUCUUUAUUUCUCUUUGGUGUGACUUCCCAGAUGUAACAGUGGUCCUUCCUACCUUUCCGCGUUAUCUCGUUCUGUCCUUUUCUGUGAAUUACCCAUGGACCUCAAUGCUUUCUGAUGGUGCCCAUUCUAGUCUCCUCAUUUAUCUGAGUCUGAGUCCCAAACUACCCUGAACCCAUCUCAAAGUACUUUUUUUCCCCCUUCCUUGCUAACACUGGCCAGGUGAGUUUUUUCCUUGAGCUCUGUCACUAUCUAAAAAGAAAGAGGCUAUGGGAAACAUAGAAAUGGUACACAACUGAUUGUAGACUGAGGAGAAAAUGUAAUUGGCUGCAAACUCUGUGCUGUGAGGGGUGUUUUGUGGGGCUCCAGGGCAAAGGCCAGAUAGUGUGAACCAGCUGAGGAGGGUGUGAGGUCCCUGUAGUACCUCCCUGACCAUGGUGGGUGUCAGACGUGUUGCAUACUGGCUCAAUCUGAGUCACAGUUGCUAUUGUAGAUGUAUUUUUAUAUUAGUUAAUAAACUAACUUUCCAUCGUAAAAUUGUCACCAACUGAAAAUCUUGUCACCUUUUUUGGUUCUCUUGGUAUAGUAUAGAUUAGCCAAAUCUUGUUUUGUGUCUUUUGCUCACUUCUUAAACUAAGUCUGUUUGGAUCAUAUUAAUAAACUAAAUAAAAUUAAAUUUUUGUGUGGUAUCUUGCAUACUCCUUGAGAGAAGCAAGUGGUUCAAUACCGCUUGAUUUGCCAGUCCAAUCACUUAAGAAUGUUGCAUUUUUCCAUUCCAUUUUUAAGCCAUUUCUCCCUAGCAAACAAUGUCUUCAACACAAACUGUAUUGUCUUUUAAAUAAAUAUUGUGUUUCAGAGUU
This is a messenger RNA of Balaenoptera acutorostrata (minke whale), 3249 nucleotides long. It is a transcript of the gene MOXD1, whose product is annotated as monooxygenase DBH like 1. Gene Ontology annotation, molecular function: copper ion binding; dopamine beta-monooxygenase activity. Gene Ontology annotation, biological process: dopamine catabolic process; norepinephrine biosynthetic process; octopamine biosynthetic process. Gene Ontology annotation, cellular component: secretory granule membrane. The transcript is spliced from 12 exons. The record is from RefSeq and is a predicted model, not a curated record. The coding region runs from base 103 to 1923 and encodes 606 amino acids. Lineage: Eukaryota; Metazoa; Chordata; Mammalia; Artiodactyla; Balaenopteridae.